GAGAAGUUACGAUCGAGUUGCGACCUUUCAGACAGACAAGCGGAGAGCUCGAGGUCAAGAGCCGCUCAUUGACUUUACAGCGAGACACUUGUUUAUUUUUUGUGGGGCAGCAUUCAAGAUGAACGGGGUGACGAGAAGUUUGUGCACCUUCGAGGACGUGAGGAAUCAGGAAUAUGUGGAGGGCUGUAGGCGGCUGCGACUCACGCUCCACGACCAGAGCGAGGCGGCUCGGAGCACGGAGCAGCACCGGGAUAAGCCAGUCGGGCGAGCUUUUGCCGUGGUGCAGCCAGCCAGCGAGCGGCCGGUUCUGAGCGCAGAACCUGUAAAGUCUACAGAGGAGCAGGUGGAGAUCAUCAAGGUGUAUCUGGAGGCUCGGAGACAGGGGCAGCACAAGCAGCAGCAGAACCUGAAGAUGCUGUCAGACGAAGUCUCACAGAUACAGGAGGUGAGGUAUUGCCUGAAAACCCUGAGGGAGCAGAUGGCAGCUAAAAGCAAGCCGCACACAAACGGGUGGAAGGUCGGCAUUCCCUUCAGAAAGAGCGCCGUCCCCAAAGAAACAGCCAGAGCUAACUCACAGGAUGCAGACGAAGAAGCAGAGAGGGACAAGCUGAGAGAGGUCAGCAAGCGCCUGUACGCUCAGCUGCAGGACGCAGAGAAGAAACACCUGGAGGAGAAGGAGAGACUCCAGGCUGAGGGCAACCAGCUUAGGGAGCGUCUGAGCGAGCAGGAGAAGAAGUUGAGGAGUGAAGAGGAAGCGAGCAGAGAGAAGGACCUGCGCAUCGAAGAGCUCCAGAGGCUUCUGGGAGGAAUGGAGCAGGAGAGCGCCACCCUCAGGGAGGAAUUCCAGCGCCGCGAGAACGAACUGAAGGAGCUGCGGAAGAUCAGGGAAGACGGCCAGAAAGGAGAGCAAAGGUCUGAACAGUUGGAGAAAGAGGUUGCUGUUCUCAAAGAAAAGAUCCACCAUCUGGAUGAUAUGCUGAAAAGCCAACAGAGGAAAGUCCGACACAUGAUUGAACAGCUCCAGAACUCGCGCAUGGUGCUCCAGGAGCGGGACCGCGUCAUCAAGGACUUGGAGGAGAAAGUGGCGUUUUUGGAAGCUGAGAAUCGAGAAAUGCACGACCAAGUGGACUACUUUCUGGGAGGACAAAGGUCAAAUUCCUACCUUUCAUCGGAGCGCAACCCCCAGAUUGUUUACAGUAAGCCACUGAAGCCGUCCACUUCAUCCAACAAGCCGCUCCCUUUCAUCAAAGUCAUCGAGAUCAAAUCGUGAAGCGACUGAAGAAAGGAGGAGGACUGGCGAGCGCUUACACACCAUCGACUGCAGAAUUUAGACAGCAGCUCUGCUAACAACAGACUGAACUAUGUAGAAAGAGCUGAGCCUUCCCACGCUGCAGCUACAAAUUCACUAACUUUUCAUUUUCUAGUGACCUCCUUUCCUUGCUCUGGUUUGAUGACCUGUUUGCCGUUUAUGACGUGAAAACUGCACCGUGUUGACAGCACACGACAUCUUUAUCGUUUUACAAGUUAUCAUAAAGUAAUGUAGCAUUAAUGUAAUGAAGGUGAUGUGGUGUCAUAACAAAAAUAUGCUAACUUGUUCUAAAUUUUGUGUUUAAUAGUCACUCACCCAUGACUGCACUUGUUGUGCCUAUGAUAUUAUGCUUUGGCUAAACUAUUUGGAGUUUUUCUUUAAUUAUUAGUAAAUGAUGUAACAAAAAAAGCACUUUAGACACUCAAAGCAAAUAUAUCCCAAUUGUGUUUUAGCCUCCUCACUAUCCCUACUCUCCUGCAUUUCAGUUCCCCAUCAUUUUGCUUUUGUACAGAUAUUUCGUCGAUUGUUUUAAUUUUUUAACAUCUUUGUGUUUUAUUUAUUUAUUUUAAUAACCUGUCAGCUGUUUGAUAGAGACCCUUUUGUAUAAAGUCUAAUCUUGAAUGCGUGUUUGUGCUUUUCUGAAUAAAAGUCUUUGAAUUCACAAGGAUUUGUUUGAGACCCUAACUGAUGCAAGUAUUCAUCAGACCACUUCUCCUCCAUAACUGCUUUAGUUUAACAUUUACUGGAAAGUAAAAACAUUGGAAAUAUCAGUUGUCAAGAAGUUAAAAGCUUGAAAAUGGGGACCUCUACUGGCCACAACUGGUACUGCAACAAGUGUAUCACGAGCAACAGGUCAGUGUCGCUCAAACCAUUACGUUAUAUUUUUAGAAGAUAUAUAGUAUUAAUAAGUUGAAUCAUUUUUCACGACUGAAAAAGUACCAAAAAGCAUAUUAAGUAGAUUCUUUAUUAUACUGAUCAGGUUGCAUAAGAACACUAUAGGCAGUUUUUGUGAAGGCAGCAGCUUUUGCUUAUACUUUGACAUGGCAAUUCGAACAGUAAAAGCACCAAAAAAAAUUGCAAAAUUUCCGAUAUGAAAGUCUCAAACAUGAGCAAUAAAGUACGGUACCCUAAAAAAAAAA
Oryzias melastigma (Indian medaka) is the source of this 2448-nucleotide messenger RNA. It is a transcript of the gene tuft1a, whose product is annotated as tuftelin 1a. Gene Ontology annotation, biological process: intracellular signal transduction. The transcript is spliced from 12 exons. Bases 119 to 1270 code for a protein of 383 amino acids. Lineage: Eukaryota; Metazoa; Chordata; Actinopteri; Beloniformes; Adrianichthyidae. Gene Ontology annotation, cellular component: intracellular anatomical structure. The record is from RefSeq and is a predicted model, not a curated record.